This is a messenger RNA of Dalotia coriaria, 2692 nucleotides long. It is a transcript of the gene Maf1, whose product is annotated as repressor of RNA polymerase III transcription Maf1. Gene Ontology annotation, biological process: negative regulation of transcription by RNA polymerase III. The transcript is spliced from 4 exons. Gene Ontology annotation, cellular component: nucleus. The record is from RefSeq and is a predicted model, not a curated record. Gene Ontology annotation, molecular function: RNA polymerase III core binding. Lineage: Eukaryota; Metazoa; Arthropoda; Insecta; Coleoptera; Staphylinidae. The coding region runs from base 758 to 1447 and encodes 229 amino acids.
GUUCGGGUCAGUCAGUUAUUCACAGUUCGCAGAGAGAGAACUCCGGUCCCGUACGUUACGUAUAGUUGAUUAGCUUUGACCUGGAAAAAAACCGUCACCGAACAGCUCGUAGCUUGAGGAAUUAGUGCAGUUAGAUCAAUCAGUGAGUGCGAAAUCAUGUCUGAAUCGACGGAGUAUUCUGAACACUGACGAAACGAGUUCGCGUUUGUGCCGUUUGUGCGCCUGUCGUGCAUCUCUCUCUCACACACACUCCCGUCCGGGAUUCUUGCCCUCCGCCAAGCCUGCCGAUCGUCCUUUGUUUGGCCGCGUCCAUUUUUGUAUACAAACAUUCGCGAGCUCACCGCGGUAAACAGUGCGUUGGAGUAGUCGCACGCAACGGGGAUUACGAUCGCGGCGACGCAGCGGCUUCGGUUUAAUUGGAUCUGAAACAAGUGCGCAACAAAUAACACGGAAAACCACAACCAGUUGCAAGGAAUACGCGCGCAAAGAUCUGUAAUGUGCCCAAAUCAUCUCCUCAGUAAGAAAUCGGUGAAGCGCACUCUCGUACCAACGACGACGGCCAUCAGCUUGCAGCACUCGAAGAGAAAAGGCAUCUUCAUACACCCCACAGCUAUGUUCAAAAACUUUACCGUGCAGUGUUUCCCGACCGCCUAUUCAAUAUAAGGCGCUACAAUAUGACCGCUUCCGGUUUAAACUAAAAGUUAUUUACAAGCUAUUACAAGUGAGCAAAAAGUAUCGACAUCCAAUUGGAAUAAUCAUGAAGCUGCUUGAGAGUACCACUUUCGAAGCCAUCAACAAUGCGUUGUGCAUCGAGACCGGGGAUUCACAGAUCGUCGGUCGCAUCGAGAGCUACUCCUGCAAGAUGGCGGGCGGUGAUAAGGCAAUGUACAAACGCUUUAAUUCCGAGGGUGUGCAUCCCAAUGAUUUACAAGCGCUCAGCCCACCGCAGGGUGUUUCACCCGGUCGGUCUACGUACAGUCGAAGUAUCUCCGGCGAUGAGGAUGGACCGCUUUGCGACACGAUCAGUCGCAAGACUUUGUUCUAUUUGAUUGCGACGUUGAACUCUGCUUUUCCAGAUUAUGAUUUUAUGGAUGUCAAGAGUCAUGAAUUCUCCAAGGAGCCGUCCCUAAAAUGGGUUUUAUCAGCAAUUGACACCAAUUUGACAACCACAGCACGCGAACACUACAAGCACCUGAAUCAGCAGCUGUGGGCCGCCGUCGAGGACGAGAUCGAACUGAACGAAUGCGAUAUCUAUUCGUACAAUCCUGACCUCGGCUCGGAUCCGUACGGCGAGGACGGCUGCCUGUGGAGUUUCAAUUAUUUCUUCUACAAUAAGCGACUCAAGCGCAUUGUGUUUUUCACGUGCAGGGCCAUCAAUCCGAUUUACGCUGUGGAUUCUGGUUUUGGAAGUGACUUCGCAAUGGAAGACGAAGAUUUCGCCGAGUAAUUAUUCUAAAGCAACCACGCGACAACAAUAAUUGCAAUUAGGUGAAAGAUGGUUGCGUAUUAUUUCGUAUUUUUAGCCCAUUUGAAGUAAGUAUAUAUAUCAACUAAUGGAAAUGACGGAUAAAGAAACAAAAAAGCUAACUGUGAUGAGGGUUAGCGCAAGCGACAAACCAAAACGACGAAAUGUUUACAACCGGUUGGGCAUUCAUAUGUUUCCCUGUCCCAAACUGUGUUAGCAAACGAUAUCAACCUGUGCGACAACGAGAGAGGAAACAAUCUUUUGGUGAGAGCAAAAGUACAAAUUUACGCCCUUAGUGUAUAAUGUUACAAUUAAAACAAUUCAACCAAGUUGAUGAAAUGAAUUCGUUAUUUAAAUAAGUGUUGAUCAUGCGCGGAUUGUUUACACUCGGCACACUUAUCUCGCGAUAUGUGAGAAUUUCAGAUGAUGGCAUUGUUUUUAUGUUUAUGAACGUACAGAGCCCAUCUCUAGCACUGAUAGUAGUUUUACGUAUCUAUCUUAAGAUCUAACACUAUAACAUAAUGAAUGCAUGGAUGCUUGUCAACGGUUCAUCAUAUUGAUUGAUUGGUUGGUUAGAAAAAUGCGUCUAAUUUGUUUCUUGCUAUUUUAAGCAACCAUUCACAACAGGAAAAAUACAACCGGCAAGCAUUCAUUUUAAUGAGUUAGUUAUUUUAUUAUACGACUUUGCUGCUUAUACCCCCAGAAGUAGUGUUUAUUGCUAAUUUUAUUUGUAUCAAUGAAGUUUAAAUACAGUAGAUUUGAUCUCAUGACAAGGAAUCAAGAAAUUUCGUGCAAAAUCGCGCAUUUUAAUACAAAUCAACAAUCAACUGAUAAAAAACAAUUGGUUUUUUGGUUGUGGAUCAGUUAUUCAUCCAUAAUCUCAAAAUAUUUAGUAAUUUAUGCAUAGCUGGUUGUUAAUUUGUAUGAUAAACUUAAAGAACAUCUAAAAAGCAAUGCGAUUUCAGCGUAGCACGACGCAAAUUGAAUGUUUUUGACGGAAUAAAAAGCGGGAUCGAAAAGAACGCAAGCAUAUGAUGAAGAAUUAUGCAAGAAUAAAUUAUAUUUUUCGAUUUGUUUUAUCUUUAUCCAAUUUUUAUCAAUUAUUGUAAUAGUUGUUUAUCUCAGAUAUUAAGUAACAUAACAUUGUGUACCUUAAACAAUUAAACUUAGUUCGCUAGAAUGAUGAUAACACAAAAUAUAAACGUUUAAAUAAACUUCUUUGCCGAA